This is a messenger RNA of Saprolegnia diclina VS20, 1288 nucleotides long. RefSeq lists its product as hypothetical. Bases 106 to 1164 code for a protein of 352 amino acids. The record is from RefSeq and is a predicted model, not a curated record. The transcript has 4 exons. NCBI's taxonomy places the organism in Eukaryota, Oomycota, Saprolegniomycetes, Saprolegniales, Saprolegniaceae.
CGAAUAUUCAAACUGUACCGGCGCAAAUUCGCUUUGGCGACGACGCGGACGACGACCCUCGGUACGACAACGACCAUAGCUGCUCUCUGGCGAUGGCUGUCGCCCAUGCGCCUGGCGGUCACCGCCUGCGCAUGCGGCAGACUGCGAUGCAUCGGCGUCCGUGCUUCGCCCCACAUGGACCCCAUGUACGCAGAGGAUCCGGUCUUGGAGACGGACGACGAGCACGACAUGGAAGACGACCAUGUCGCUGCGCGCAUGGCCCAUGAGACCGUUGAGGCGCUCUCUGAAAUGGGCUGUCGCCUUGUCUGCAUCGACUUUGAUGCGACAUUUGUCAAGGUGCACACCAACGGCGAGUGGUCUCAGUCGGCUGACGAACUCGCGCUCCAAGUCCGGGCGUACUUUCGGUACCUCUGCCCGCUCUUGACCGAGAAGAGCCAGCUGACCGUCGCGCUCGUGACCUUUUCGCCGCAGCGCGACCUCAUUGAAGCGGUCUUGCAGCUGUGUUUUGAGCCGUCUGUUGCCGAGAAGAUUGUCCUUCGCUGCAACGACAGUUCAUGGACGCUCCAGGCGUCGGACGCCGAGACGUUUACCGGUAUCGAUGCGCAUCAUCUGCAUCUCGACCGAAAAAACAAAGUGUCGUACGUCGUGUCGGCGGGCCUCGCCGCCUGCAAGUCCCAGCAGUCCGACCCCGCCAACUACUUCCUCCUGCACGAAGCCAUCAAGAGCGCCGACGUGCUCCUCAUCGACGACUGCCCAGACAAUGUCACAAUCGCCUCCCAGUGCGGCAUCCCGGGCCUCCAUUUUGAGCCGGCUUCGUUCCGAGAGCGACUGCUGGCGCUCGACAAGCAGCAGCCGUCGCGGCUGCGCCGGCAAAAGCUCGCAAAAGCACUCAGCCGGCGACUGCAACAGCCCGUGACGCUGCAAAUCGUGUGCGCGUCGCCGACCAAACCGACCAAGCCAACGGGCCGGACCCGCAUGGGCUUUUGCACGCCGUCGCCCGUGACAAAGCUCAAGGUCACGUCGCGCGUCGGCCGGCCGCGCUCGAAACGCUGCACGAAAUUUCGCAUUUUGCCCGAGCGCGUGGCCAUGAAGGACGAAGGCGCGUCCGACACGAGCUUCUCGCUGCCGUCCGUCUUGACGUGGAAUGCAGCCGAGGCAGAAUGAGAAUACUUGUGCAUAGAGUAUAGACCGAUAGAAGAAUACCAUGCUAGUCUAGUCCACCCAACCAAAUGGUUUUGUCACCAACUAUUGGGCGGGGUCCUGAGAGCACGUUGACCGCUAACCAUUG